AUGGAGUGCUUAAGAUCUGUAUCCUACUCUUUUAAUAUAAAUGGGGAGGUUAGAGAAUAUGCGAACCCCAGAAGAGGAAUCAGACAAGGGGACCCUCUAUCCCUUUAUCUAUUUCUACUUUGUUCUGAGGGAUUUUCCAACCUGAUCAGGAAGGCUGCAUCAAAUAGGAAGCUCUUAGGGAUGAGGAUAAGCAGACAUGGACCUAGUAUUACACAUCUGUUCUUUGCAGAUGAUUCAUUGAUCUUUUACAAAGCAAAUAUGGAUCAGGCAACUGAGUUAACGAGGGUGCUGCAAGUGUAUGCCUUGCGGUCAAGCCAACUGAUAAAUCUGGAUAAGUCUUCCAUACUGUUAAGUAAGAAUGUGAGGCCAGAAUUGAUGCAUGAGAUUUGUCAAACCACGGGGAACAUGCAAAGAGUAAGUCAAGGCAAGUACCUCGGAUUACCAAUGGUAGUAUCAAGAACAAAAGAGCAGAUUUUUGCAUUUGUCAAGACAAACAUACAACAGAGAAUUCUCAAGUGGAAAAAUAGAUUCUUAAGUGCAGCAGGAAAGGAAAUAAUGCUUAAAUCAGUAGCUCUAGCUAUGCCUACGUACACUAUGUCCUGCUUCAAGGUUCCAUCUAGAUUGUGUAAGGAAAUCAGUUCACUAAUGUCAAACUAUUGGUGGGGAAAGGCCAAUGGAAAGAAUAAAGUACACUGGUGCUCCUGGAGGAAGCUCACUCAAAACAAGAACAUGGGAGGCUUAGGCUUCAAAGACUUGGAGGCAUUUAAUACGGCACUACUAGGAAAACAGGUAUGGAGGCUGAUAACACAACCUAACCUUCUAGUCAAUCAAGUUAUGAAGGCAAAAUACUUUCCCUGGACCUCCAUAUUCAGGUGCAAAGUCCCAAACAAUGCAUCCUGGAUAUGGAGGAGCCUUGUGGGAGCUAGAGAGCUGGUGGAACAAGGGACCAGAAGAAAGAUUGGCAAUGGAAAAAACAAAAAUAUAUGGGAAGAUAGCUGGAUCCCAGAUACAUCAAAUGGAAGAGUGACAACCAGGAGAGCUAUGGACAAUGGACUUCAGAAAGUGGAAGAGCUGAUUUGCCAGAAGAGAUGGAACAGGAAUUUGGUUUUCCAAAAUUUCAACAGAGAAGAUGCAGACAGGAUCCUGAGUAUACCAAUAAGCUUAUCAGGAAGGGAAGAUAGCCAUUUUUGGAUACAUGGGGUAGAUGGAAAUUACUCAGUCAAUUCAGGGUAUAAGGUGCAGGCUCUUAACAAUGAUAACAAGCAGAAAAGAAACCAGAUGGAGGGCUCUACAAUGAGAGACACCAUCUAUGGCAAAAUCAAAGUUGGGGAUCCCAUUUGCAAGAGAUGUGGAGAGGAAAGGGAGACGAUUGAACAUGCACUUUUGAACUGCAGUGAAGCAAAACAGACAUGGAAGUUAGCCCCAAUCCAAUGGAAAGGAAUGAUGGAACAGCAUGGAAGUUUUAAAAGAUGGUGGAUAUCAAUUGCAGAAGCCAGACACAGACCAGAAGGAUGGCAACAUAUUUCUUUAUCUGUCCAUAUUCUCUGGCAGAUAUGGAAAGAUAGGAAUGAGGUGGAAUUCAAUGGAAAGAAAAACCAGCCAUGGAGGACAAUACAGAAGGCACAGGAGGAUUGGUUAGAAUUUGGGGAGAUAGAUAAAAGGGAAACUAGGAUGAGCACAGAGGAAACAGAAGCACUACAUCAAAACAAUCAGUAG
This is a messenger RNA of Coffea arabica (coffee), 1716 nucleotides long. RefSeq lists its product as uncharacterized. The record is from RefSeq and is a predicted model, not a curated record. Lineage: Eukaryota; Viridiplantae; Streptophyta; Magnoliopsida; Gentianales; Rubiaceae.